GAAAACAAAUAUGGCGGACAAGACCGUAUUUGUGAAUCGAUCGAGGUUAUAGUGUCUCGGUGCGGCAACUAUUGUCUGUCGUAACACCUUAUCAGAUGUCUUAUCAAGGUGUGGAAAGUGCAACGUGACAACGAGCGAACGCAUGUUCGCAAGAUAUGACGUUAAUAUGUUAAAAUUAUGAGUACGUUUGAGUGGACGCGAGGACAGAGGCGAAAAUGGCGAAGAUACAGUGGUCCUUGGCGAAGGCGCCAAGUGUUCUUAAGGUUAGUUUAAAACAGAGAUGGUGGCGACUUCAAAUCAUCUUCAAAUCCCUGUUCUACAAUGACUUCUUGAAUUGGAGUUACGCCUGUGAUAUACUUAUGGAACCUAUGUUCUGGUUUGUGGAGAACUUCACGUCCUUUUUGGGUCCGGUGUUCGUGGUGAUGGUGGGCCUGCUGACCGUCAGCAUUGUGUACAUUGCAUACUACGUGGGCCUACCUUGGUGGUGGGAACGGAGUCCAUUGAUGACGAUAAUCUUAUUGAUAGUUGGAAAUUGGCUGCUGGUUAAUGUCUGCUUUCAUUACUAUAUGGGCGUGGCUGUGCCGGCGGGUAAUCCACCGCAGGGAGGUCUUAUCCCAGAGGCUGUAAGCAUCUGCAAGAAGUGCAUCAAACCAAAGCCGCCCAGAACACAUCACUGUUCUGUCUGCAACCAGUGUAUCCUCAAGAUGGAUCAUCAUUGUCGUAUCCUUGCAUAUUUCAUGGAUCAGUUUUAUAUAUCCACAUAUUUUUUAUCAGUUAUUAUCUUUCAUCGUAAAUUAAUUAGUGCCUUUGAAAAUUUUCUGCAGCAUCCUGUAAUAAAUGUCUUCCUUAAUCAAUGUGCAGCAUGGUUAAACAAUUGUGUCGGUCACUACAAUCAUCGGCAUUUUUUUCUGUACAUGGUUUACACCGUAGUUGGCGUGACGUUCAUCAUGGUAUUCGGUGUGCGACUCGCCUACGAGGAAUUCUUCCCCGAUCAGGAACCAGAAUUGGAUGGCCAUCCAGUGCGCCUUAAUAAUUCGGAAAUAAUUCCAAUGACGGAAUCGCUGGAGCACUUAAGCAAGGAAGAAUUGGCAGAGAUAGCAAGACAGGCAGCAGAAACCGAGGCCAAAGAAUGGCGACAAAGACUGAUAAUUUUCGCGGGUCUGCUCUGUGUCGCUACAUUUGCGGCGCUGGGAGCUCUAUCCUGGUGGCACGCGGGUCUCAUCACUCGAGGAGAGACCAGCAUCGAGGCGCACAUCAAUCGCGCGGAAUCCAAAAAGUAUCGAGCCCAGAAUAAGUUCUAUCAAAAUCCUUAUGACUUCGGGCCGAGAGAGAACUGGAGAUUGUUUUUAGGAACAAAAAACAGAAACUGGUGGCAUAUCUUAUUUCCAUCAAUCCAUGGCCCUUACGGCGACGGGCUUACGUGGCGGACUAUUCACGAUACGAAAAUCUCUUGAUUUCUGAAGUUCGAAGUAUCAACGUUAGUCCCACAUUUUAUAUUUUUUCCAUUCCUUCUUGCAAUUUCUCUAUUCUUCGUUCCAAUAUUCUAGUCAGAAUUACAGACUGUUCAACUACAUUAUCAUAAUUAAUCGUCUAAUUAAUUCUCUCGGUAGGCAAUAAUUAGAGCAAGCAGACUUUUCUGAAAAUGACAAAUUAUUUUUGGUAAAUGAACAUUAUGUUACAAAAUGAGUAGAGAAAAUUUACAAAUGCCAUAAACUUCUCAGUGUUCAAUUAAUUUGACUGACUAGUUGUUUGAUAACUACCUGAUGACUAAUUAUGUAAGAUUUAAUUUAGUCAAAUACAAUUUAAUAAAAGGUUUUUUUACCUUUUCUAAAAGUCGAA
This is a messenger RNA of Wasmannia auropunctata (little fire ant), 1839 nucleotides long. RefSeq names its product probable palmitoyltransferase ZDHHC16. Gene Ontology annotation, cellular component: Golgi apparatus. The coding region runs from base 216 to 1454 and encodes 412 amino acids. The record is from RefSeq and is a predicted model, not a curated record. Gene Ontology annotation, biological process: protein palmitoylation. Lineage: Eukaryota; Metazoa; Arthropoda; Insecta; Hymenoptera; Formicidae. Gene Ontology annotation, molecular function: palmitoyltransferase activity. The transcript has 5 exons.